AUGUUUCUAAUUCGUCGACUUAAAGCCUGUUUAUCACGGACAUCUUUAGCUGCUAUUCUUCUUCUUACAUCUUUUAGACCUGUCCAAAGGCAGUUAAUUAAAAAGCAUGUCCAUCAUCACGAGCAUCAACAUAAUCCUUCUUCUGAUCCUGAAAAAAUCGUUCAAUUGAAUCUGGAACCAAUCGAGCAAAUCUCCACCUUGGAAAAACGUCGUUUGCUUCAACAGAAUGACUCAUCUAUUCAAUUCGAAACAACGAAAAUCGGAACGAAAACGAUAUCUCUUAUUGUUCAUUUCGAUCUUAAAGGUGCUGCACCGAAAAUUUCCUACUUCGAGCAAAUUUUUCCACUGAUACGCAAAUGGGGUGCAACAGGAGUCUGUAUGGAAUAUGAAGAUAUGUUCCCAUUCGAUGGAAUCGUUAGUUCGGCUAAACAUAAACAAGCCUAUACAAAAGAAGAUAUCGAAAAAAUUAAUAAUUUAGCUGAAAGGAAUCACCUGGACGUCAUGCCACUUUUACAAACUUAUGGUCAUUUGGAGUUCUUGUUAAAAUUGGAAGAAUUCAGUGAUUUACGUGAAAAUUCUCGGUAUCCUCAAGUAAUCUCUCCCUGUACAAAUAAAACCUAUCCAGUUCUCUUCGCAAUGAUUGACCAAUACCUUGCAUUACAUCCGAAUAUGCGAUUAUUUCAUAUCGGUUUUGAUGAAGUUUAUUAUUUCCUUACUCAUCCCGAUUGUGAAGAGUUUCGUCGUUUAACUAAUAUUCAAUCUCAAUAUGAUUUAUUCGCACACCAUCUCAACAUCAUCGUGAAUUACAUUCGAGCGAAAAAUCCAAAUUUACAGUUAUUCAUCUGGCAUGAUAUUUUGCAAAAUUUGAACAUGGAAACAUCGAUGAAAUAUAAAUUAUUUCAAACAGUGACUCCUGUUUUGUGGUCAUAUCGUGAGGAUAUGAGUGUCGAAGGAUUUGUCAGCGGACCACAGGCGACUACUUUUGGAAUGUAUCGUAGUUUGUGGGGAGCAACGGCAUUUAAAGGUUCUACACAUGAAGUCGCGACUACGAGCGAUGUUCGACAUCACUAUGAAAAUCAAGUCUCGUGGAUUAAGCAACUGAAUGGAUAUAUCCCAACAAAAUGGAAAAAUUUUGAUGGAAUUAUCAUCACUGGUUGGUCACGUUAUGAUCAUUUUCUAUCAUUGUGUGAACUAUUACCUUAUUCAAUUCCAUCAUUAGCAUACUCAUUGGCUGCUUGGAAAGAGCCGUUUAAAAGUCUUCCACAUAUGGAUAUAUAUACAAAUAAACAAUUGCAAACUUAUGUUCAGAAAGAACUUCAAUGUUCAGAAACAAUUCAUUUUACUUCGCAUGAACACGCGAUUAAGCCACCACCAAAAUGCAAAUACCCUGGCUAUGAUGUUUAUCACGCAUUGAUUUCGUUGCCGGCGCUUUGGACUGAGGUUCAACGAGCUGAAUCGUUUGUUGAUAAAUAUGUGACUGAUCUUCAUGUGAAAUUUGGAUAUAUUCAUGUGAAACGCGGCGAAGAAUGUUUAGAAAAAUUGAAACCAGCUGUGCUUCAAUUGCAACACUUUAUUAAAUCAUUUCGAGGGGUAAUGGACGAAAUAUUUCCUUCGCAAGUUGCUGUUGAGUGGUUGGAGACAUAUUUUAUGAAAAACUAUCGAGCAGUUGUUAAACGAUAUCACUUUAUUCAACGUGCCGUUAAAGAACAGAAAUCGUGGUUGCCGAGACCAAUACCUGACGUGGAUAAACUUGACGAAAAUGAAACAUAG
Molecule: messenger RNA, 1770 nt
Organism: Adineta ricciae
Lineage: Eukaryota; Metazoa; Rotifera; Eurotatoria; Adinetida; Adinetidae
Source: the annotation of a GenBank genome assembly